AACCCGUGGAAUCAGUCAGCAGAGGAGUCUGGUGUUCAUGCAUUGAUUUCUGUUAUGAGAAGACGAAAAAUGGUCUUUACCAGUUUUGCUGGUGGUUUUAAUUGUGUUUUGUGUGUGUGCACUCUGCAGCCUGAAGUCCCACCUGUCCAGCAGCUGGAUGUUGUCGUACAAGGUAAAGUUAUGAAUGAUACCAUCAUAUUGAUGCCAAACUCCUUGGGAUCUUUAUUUCUCACAGAUCCCAAAGCAUUGUGCAGAGCAGGCCAGUGUAAUUAACUGAACCACAGGCAGGCAAAGCAGCUUUCCUGAGCAAGUCCAGUUGCAGAUUUAGGCACAAAACCCAGGAUUCCUGAGUGCCUGUCCAAUGCUCUCUCCAGUUGGACACCCCUCCUAAUAUAGAUGUGUGAAUGGAGUGACAUAGCUUCUUCUGUAUCAUCAAAGGCUUCCUAAAAGGGAGCAACUUUCCUCCUCCUGCUUGGGACAACCAGGAUGUACCCAGUCAGGAGAGAAGGUGUCACCUUGCUGCUCUCUCAGUGCUGGGAGUGACUGUAUUGUUUUCAGAAUGCUCCAGCAUAUCUUCAACCUUCUCUUGUCUGUUCUGUUUGUGAUUCCUCAAAGCAGUUCUAGGGGCUGAUCCCAAGUGCUCACAGUGUCUGUGUGUGUUAGAGAGAGAGAGAGGAUCUUCCAUUUUCAUGCCUUGCAAACGUAACUGGCACUGAACUAUCUGUAGUAAUGGGAGAGACAAAGCUGUCUUUGCCUUCCCAUCCAGUACCACUUCCAAAGGAGGACAAGUCCCUGCCCAACCUCCCUCAACAAGUUGUAGGACUGGGAGAAGAAUUCCCCAGGCUUUUGGGUCCUCAUAGCCAUCUCCUUGCUUGAUGCCCCUGAUUAAAGUCCAGUUUUAAGAUCACUGUUGGGAAAGCAAAACAUAAGAUUAGUCAGGAAGCUCUUCACAGUCCUGUAUUUAGCACACCUCUGUGAGACGGUUAACUCUCCACAUACUGUCUUUCCCCCUCAAGAGCCUCCUGCACCCAAACCAGAGGAAAAGGAGCCUCAAGAUUCUAAAGAGUUGCAAUCCAGCUCAAACCAAAUGUUUGGGAGCGGAGUCAUUAACUGGCUGGUGCAGGGUUUUGAGAAAAUGGUACCUCAGCCAGAGAAAAAGCCUGAGGUCUGUGCUCAGCAGCCCGUUUUAUAUCAACCUGCAAACAGCUGUCAGGAAGCAAAGGAAAAGAAGCCUGAGGAGACUGCCAAAAUAGAAGAACCAAAGCUGGAGCCUAAACUGGAACUGAAGCUGGAGCCCCCACCAAAAGAGAGUGCCAGUGAAUCUUUAACUACAUUAGAGGCAACUGCAGCUAGCCAGCUGGGGCUCGGAGUCUCUUUUUUCCCUCGGGCUCUAGGCAGUGAUGGUAGUAGGAUGCUUGACUGGUUUGUUCAGGAACUGGAGAAGAUGGUUCCACAGCCUGUGAUCAAGCAAGCUGAUUCGGAAGGAGAAGUGGUAACUGCGUGUCCGGUGGAGGAGAUUUGUAUCCUCCCCGAGGAGCAGGGAGAGACCAAACUUGUCAUUGAAGACAUUGAAUCCAAUGAAGUUCUAGAAGAAGUGAAACCUUGCGAUACCGAGAUGGAACUUAAACUGUCUUCUGCUCCUCUCCCUUCAAUUGAAGAGGAAACUCAGGAGGAAGAAGAGAGGGAUGUCUGUGGUGACUGGUAUGUGUGUCCAGCCCCAGAGGUACCUGCAGCUCAGCGGUUGCAGACAUCCUAUUUCCAGAAUGAUAGUGACGAGGAAGAAACCGAGACUGCAAAAUUCCUGCCUCACUCUUGUAUUAUUUUUAAUGAGGACGUGGGUGAGCAUUCUUUUGCAGUAGCUGCUCCAGAUGGUUACCAUAUAGAAGAAGAACAAGUGAUUGAGUUCAGCGCUGCUGCUCCAGAUGUUUGCCAGCCAGAAGAUGACCAGCCAAUUGAGUUCAGUGAUGCUCCAGAUGUUUACCAGAUAGAAGAAGAGCAAGUGACUGAGGUCAAAGACCCAUUGAUAAAGGUGGAAGAAGUGCAAGCAGAACCUGAAUCAGAGCCUGCUGGAAAAGAUACUGAAGAGCCAUCAUCAAUUGCCUACCCCAUUGUCAGCAUCAAGGAUGUGGAUGCCCAAGGUGAGGCUCCAGCAGAAGACACAAGUCACCCUCCUCUGCAGCUACCCUCUGAUAAUGUAUCCCAAAUGCUCACUGUACCCAGCCGGACAGGAUCUAGUAGGAAGAAGCACGAAUCCCAUGAUGACACCCUGGAGGAGCUCACUUUUACCUCUCCACUGCCAUCCCCAUCCAGAGACUGGCAAGGAAGUAUGCCAGAUCACAUGGGUUCACCAACCAGCCAGAGCAGUGCAAUCAUCAAUGACCGGCUGCAGGAGCUAGUGAAGCUCUUUAAGGACAGGACUGAAAAAGUGAAGGAGAAGCUGAUUGACCCAGAUGUUUCUUCUGAAGAUGAAAGCCCCGUGGCAUCCCCUGCCAAGAAAAAGCCUCCAGAACCACUUCCCCCACCCCCUGCUGAAUUAAAACCUGAAGCUGCGAAAGUUGAAGAGGAGGAGCAUUACUGUGAGAUGCUUUGCUGCAAAUUCAAACGCCAUCCCUGGUUUGACACCUUGAAGAAUUACCAGUUCCCAAGUAGCAUAGACCCUCUCACCAAUCUGAUGUACGUGCUGUGGCUGUUCUUUGUUGUAAUGGCCUGGAAUUGGAACUGCUGGCUGAUUCCAGUCCGUUGUACCUUUCCAUACCAGACACCAGAUAACAUCCAUUACUGGCUUCUUAUGGACUAUCUCUGUGACCUCAUCUACCUUCUAGACAUCCUUGUCUUUCAAGCCCGCCUACAGUUUGUCAGAGGAGGAGACAUUAUUUGUGAUAAAAAGGACAUGAGAGAAAACUACAUGAAAACUGAACGCUUCAAGAUGGACUUGAUCUCCCUCAUUCCUCUGGAUAUAUUUUACUUCAAAGUUGGUGUAAAUUCCCUUUUACGUUUGCCUCGCUGUUUAAAGUACAUGGCUUUCUUUGAGUUUAACAAUCGACUUGAAGCUAUUCUGAGCAAGGCAUAUAUUUACAGAGUGAUAAGGACCACAGCCUAUUUACUCUACUGCUUACAUGUGAACUCUUGUCUAUACUACUGGGCAUCGGCAUUUGAAGGGCUGGGUUCUACACACUGGGUGUAUGAUGGGGAAGGAAACAGUUAUAUCCGUUGUUACUACUGGGCUGUCAAGACCCUGAUUACCAUUGGAGGCCUCCCAGACCCUCGAACACUGUUUGAAAUAGUCUUCCAGCUUGUGAACUACUUCACGGGAGUCUUUGCCUUCUCUGUUAUGAUAGGUCAGAUGAGAGAUGUAGUUGGUGCUGCUACAGCAGGACAAACCUAUUAUCGGAGUUGCAUGGACAGUACCAUUAAGUACAUGAACUUCUACAGAAUUCCCAAAGUUGUUCAGAACCGGGUCAAAACAUGGUAUGAAUACACAUGGCAGUCACAAGGCAUGCUAGAUGAAACCGAGCUGUUGGUGCAGUUACCUGAAAAGAUGAGGCUGGAUAUUGCCAUUGAUGUGAACUAUGCUAUAGUCAGUAAGGUGGCGCUCUUCCAGGGCUGUGACCGGCAGAUGAUUUUUGACAUGCUGAAGAGACUCAAGUCUGUUGUUUACUUACCUCAUGACUACGUAUGUAAGAAGGGGGAAAUUGGCCGAGAGAUGUAUAUUAUACAGGCUGGACAGGUGCAGGUGCUUGGAGGACCCGAUGGCAAAACUGUGCUUGUGACACUGAAACCUGGGUCGGUGUUUGGAGAAAUCAGCUUGCUGGCAGUGGGAGGUGGAAAUCGCCGCACAGCAAAUGUUGUGGCUCAUGGAUUCGCUAAUCUUUUCAUUCUGGAUAAGAAGGACUUGAGUGAAAUUUUGGUGCAUUAUCCUGACUCGGAGAAGCUUCUGCGUAAGAAAGCAAAGAAAAUGCUGAAAAACAACAAUAAACGGAAAGAUGAAAAAGGAAUUCCCAAAGAGACGCUCAUCAUUCCUCCAAGACCUGGGACGCCUAAACUCUUCCAAGCGGCUCUGGCAGCUGCAGGAAAGAUGGCAAGAAAAGGAAAGCUUGCCCACAUCAGGUGGAAACUGAAAGAGCUGAAAGCAAUGCAGGAAAUGCAGGAGGCGGCUUCCGCUCCAGUUCCACCAAAAUCACCAAUGCAUCAUCGAUCCCCGUUGGCCUCCCGCCGCAAGUCAGAAGAACAACAAACUGAGGAAGUUGUCACUGUGACAGGAGAUGAUUCAGUCUCUUUCCGCAUGACACCUGCCCCACAAAGUGGGGAACAGAUUCUCACUGUUGAGGUUGUAGAGCCGGAAGAAAAGAAAUGAAAAAAGCAAAUGAUUGUCUCUCUCCUAGAAAACUGCUGCCAUGUAUUUCAGCCCAGCCAAUGUGUCAGAUAGAAGAAGGUUUCUGUACAAUGGCUAGAGGUUUUGCUAACUAAGCUAAUUUGAUAGGCUCUGCCUUUCUUGUGUACUUAGCCCACAACACUACUGUUGAUGAAGCUCUGCCACAUAAUCUAGAAGGGUACACAGCUUCUGCCCUCCAGAAAUCCAAUUUUCUUUAACUCCUUUAUAAGCAUUCCCAGUAAAUACCAUGCCAACCCUCUUGCCUCCAAAUGCAGCCUUACAGUGAGGGAGCCUUGCAGUAAUGAAUACUAGCUUUUUACAGCUCUGAAUGGAUCGAAAGUGUCUACUUACAGUAGACAUCACUGCUGCCGCUUCAGAUAGUCACUGUUAUUUUUAAUUCCAAAUAUGGCUCAGAUUACUAGAAGCAAAGAAUACAAAAACCGAGAUUCCUACCUAUUUUAUUCAAAGAUGUGGAAAUGAUGAAGAAGCCUAGGCAGGUCUGAGGAACAGUAGAGAAAAACAGGGUAACUGAUGUCUCCAUCAAAAAUGGGGUGUCUCUCAAGUUUAGAAAAUAGAUCUACACCAUAGAACACAACAUGGUUUUGUAGACGUAUCAGUAUUUUAAACUGCACAUUUGCAAUUCUUUUAUAUUAUUGGGUUGGAUCUUAGUCACUUUGCCUAUAGUGAUCAGUAGGGACCUACUGAAUUCAUGGUGGGAGCGGGGUGCAUUGUGGCUCCUUUAAUCUUGCAGGUUCCCCCCUGCUCUCCUCCCCACCCACUGAUUGGUGAAGGGGUCCUGCUAGCGGCUCACUCUUACUCAGCGGGGAGGAGAAAACUGUGGUUUUAAAUGUGGUGCUGUUUUUGCCUCCCGCCACUAAUUGGCUGAGGGCCCCCAGAUGGCCCUGCUGUUUGCUGCUGACUGGUGGGGAGGCAAAAACAGUGCCAUAUUUAAAACUGCAGUUUUAGCUUCCCUGUUGACCAGGAAGGAGCAGCAGGGUCCUUCGCUAAUCACUAGCAAGGGGGUGGGGGGCUAGGCAAGAGGCAAGGUGUAUGCAAGGGAACAUGCAAGAUUAAAGGAGCCACCACACACUCUGCUUCUGCUGUGAAUUCAGUAGGUCCCUAGUGAUCAGGCUGCUGCUUUGAAUAAUGCUUAUUAUUGCAAUUCUGUGCUUGUCAUCUCUUUAGUUAACUUUUCAACCAACUGAAAGUACUGUGUUUAGGACAGGCUAGCAAAAGUUAGCUUGAAUCAUUCUGUGAACAUGCAAUGUAGUUAAUCCAAAAUACCUUGUUAGUUACCUAGGUUAGCAAACAUUUAAGCAACUUUUGGGCUUUCUAAACAUUUCCAUUUCCAGCGAGUAAGGAAAGAUUCCAGUGUAUAUUCUAAGUUGUAUUUCACCGUAAAUUAUUUUUUCUAAAUAUAGAUGCAGAUGGAAGUCUAUCCCAGUAAGCCAGCCCUCAAGGAAAUAAAAUUAAACAAAGGUUUGCUAAGCAUUCAAAUUGCCCUCCUAAAUCAGACCCCUGCUUCAUCUAUUCUGUUAUUCUAGCUUUGACUGCCAUGUCAUCCCUAGGAAUUGAAGAACUGAGGCAGUCUAAUGUACUGUUUGGAGAGUUUGGGGAAUGAUAGUGUGGGACUGAGUUUCAAGUCUAAGAAACUAAAAGGUAGAUUUCUCUUGGUUUCUUUACAGCAAGCAUAACUUGUUACAUAUACUACUACACUAUAUGUCAAGAAACAGGUUCUGUUUUGCUAGCUGGAGAUGGGUGCGGUAAGGGCGAGUUAAAAAAUACAGAAACCUGAGUCCCUACACACACGCACACAUGCAUGCACGCACGCACGCACACACACACCCACCCACCCACCCACCCCCCUCUACCUAUUUUCAAAUUCUGACCAACAAAAGAAAAAGUGACGAAGCUUUUGUGAACAGAAACUUCAUGUCUCCCUCAAUCAAAUUCCUGCUUUCCUGUAUGCUGUGCUGUGCAUACUUAGCACUGGUCUAAAAAAAUCCAAGAAGCUCCCCCUUGCUUGUUUUUAUAUCUCAUGUUAGUGCUUCCUCUCCAACCUGCUCCACAAUUAGGUUCAGCCAUUUCCACUGUUCCUUGUGGAUAUCCAUUGGCCUCUCUCUGACUCGCUUGUCUGAGUUUAGCUUGUUUCCCAGUUUAGUUCACCUGGCUCCACUGCUCUAGGUUCCCUGAGUUGCUGUCUGAUUGACUCAGAACUUGAGUCAGCUCCAGCCCCUAAUUAGUAGAGGGUGUUGUUUUACCUUUAGGUAGAUGGGAUGGGUGGGUGGGUGAGUCAGGACUUGUCUAUCCUAUGGCAAUAGUGCAUCGUGGCCAGAAUGGGCCGGAGCACAUCCUGCCCAAUUGUACCCUCCCUGCAGGAACACUCCAAACCCUUGAAGUUUGCUAGUGAGAUUGAUCAUAGGCAUCCCUUUCGAGGGUGCUUGCAAGCCCUCAGUUUUUGGCAUGUUUGAGAAAGGCUCCAGCAUUGAUCCUGGAGAGCAACUCCCUUUCCAUGCUCCAGUCUGGGGUUGCCCUUCCACUUCCUUGUGAAUACAGCAAGGCAAAACUUAAUGGACAAAAACUUUUUUUUGCAAGUUGAAGCAACAACAAAACCUUCCCUGAAUUCUAGGUUUGACUGAAUAAUUUGCUUAAAAGGAACACCAAGAAAUACCUCCCUUUUUAAAAUGUUGUCUCUUGACACUUGAAAACUGACAGGUUCUGAUAGUCAUUUGGAUGCAAAACACAAUGUUUCUAACAUUCCUUCAGGUUUAUUUUUAAACAAUUAAAAACUUCUUGAAAGUUGGAAAAAAUCA
This is a messenger RNA of Alligator mississippiensis (American alligator), 7185 nucleotides long. It is a transcript of the gene CNGB1, whose product is annotated as cyclic nucleotide gated channel subunit beta 1. Gene Ontology annotation, molecular function: cGMP binding; protein-containing complex binding; intracellularly cGMP-activated cation channel activity. Gene Ontology annotation, cellular component: photoreceptor outer segment; plasma membrane; intracellular cyclic nucleotide activated cation channel complex. The record is from RefSeq and is a predicted model, not a curated record. The transcript has 29 exons. Gene Ontology annotation, biological process: retina homeostasis; monoatomic cation transmembrane transport. The coding region runs from base 1088 to 4354 and encodes 1088 amino acids. NCBI's taxonomy places the organism in Eukaryota, Metazoa, Chordata, Crocodylia, Alligatoridae.